Molecule: messenger RNA, 822 nt
Organism: Diaporthe amygdali
Lineage: Eukaryota; Fungi; Ascomycota; Sordariomycetes; Diaporthales; Diaporthaceae
Exons: 1
Coding region: 1-822 (273 amino acids)
Source: RefSeq, a predicted model, not a curated record
AUGCCAUCGCUCACUCAGCCUCUCCAGAAGAAGAGGCGGCACGACGACUUCGACGCCAACGCCGAGUACCAUAUUUUGUAUGGAAAACUUCACGGAACACCAUCAGCUGCGUCCUUCGCUGACAAGCUCAACCUCAGCCCACAGGACCUCCACCACGACAUCUACCCCCAGCGUCAUGGAGUGCCGCCCAGGAAGAUCAUCUCGCUCUCUAGCCCGCGGGCCAAGAAACUGCGGAUGAUGACAGAGCAGCCGGGUAGCGAAGAAUCACCAUACGCGGUCCACGCACUCCAACAAACAACUCCAAGGCCGAACCCCCUCACACCAUCAUCACGGCACAACCACACGAGGUCACCAUCCGCCAGCAAGCUAGCACCGAGAACAACAAUAACGACCAAUUUGCUCGCCCCCUGCCAUAUCUGCCACCGGAAACCGACGAAGAAGACCGAGCUCGACUCAUACGCGGACUGCCAGGGCUGCGGCGAGAGGACAUGUUACGUCUGCAUGCGAGAGUGUCUCGGUUGGGGGACGACCUCGCGGGACAGACAUGGUCUCGACAAGGAGAUCCUGAUGCGAGAUGAGUGUUUCAACGGUGAGGGAGGGGAAAGCGAUCCAGGAAACGACCACUCGUUUAAUAUGGAGGACGCGCCGGCGGAAGAGGACACACACCUCGACCACGGCAGCCCAGAGGCCGACCACAGGAUAAGGGAAGGAACAUGGGUGAAAGAAGGCGGCACGGGCCACCGAGGGAGGAUCUGCAGCCAAUGCUGUGUUGAGAAGGGAAUGGAAGGGGAGGUCACCUGCCUGGGCUGUCUCGCGACCUAG